Messenger RNA from Necator americanus (New World hookworm), 1695 nucleotides. RefSeq lists its product as uncharacterized. Gene Ontology annotation, cellular component: nucleus; cytoplasm. The record is from RefSeq and is a predicted model, not a curated record. The transcript is spliced from 15 exons. NCBI's taxonomy places the organism in Eukaryota, Metazoa, Nematoda, Chromadorea, Rhabditida, Ancylostomatidae. Gene Ontology annotation, molecular function: RNA polymerase II CTD heptapeptide repeat phosphatase activity; RNA polymerase core enzyme binding. The coding region runs from base 1 to 1695 and encodes 564 amino acids.
AUGAAUUUCAUACAACAAACAGAAACACAAAAAGCCAAUAAAAGCGGGAACCUGAUCAGAUUUCAUCCCAGUGCUAAGCUCGUGAUGAAAAAUGGGCAAGAAUUCGAUACGGGUGAAGUACAGCUCACCACUGUUCAGAAAGAGCUGAUUAAGGAAACCACUACCUCUGAACCAGCUCCUAAAUCUGUUCAAGGGUCUGCACCAACAGUUGCAAGAGACGCACAACUUAGGAGAGCCGUGUACGACGCGAUCGUGCAGUUAUCAGAUAUUGUUUCGGAAGAUGCUCUCAAAAUGCUUCUUCCAUUCCUUCAUUGUACCGCUUGGGAUGAAGUGAUUGAAGAACGCUACCUAGGGAGUCCACGUUUGUGUGGAUUUCCCGUUUGUGGUGAAAUCGUCGAGGCCCGCGUGAAGAAACAACGAUAUCAUAUCGACAGAGCAGCAUGCAAGAUUUACGAGCACCGGUCUGAAACCGAUAUGUACUGUUCUCGGUUCUGCUUGUUACGGUCUGCAUCUGUUCGAUCUCAGUUGCCCGAUGAACCGCUUUGGCUCUCAGGAAAUAUUUCGAAGAGAAUGAGUUCCACCUACCGCACUGAAGGUCCAUCAGAGUUAGGAAAUCAAGGAAAGAAGCGUGAAAUCGAAAUCGUACGUGCUGCUGAAGAGAAACUAAAUGAUCUUAUUAUCAGAGAAGCGGAGUCGUCGUCACAAUCGGAAGCAGAAGAUGAGGAGAAUGAGACAGAUGUCAAACAUUUUCUCGAUGGGGUUAGCAACAUUCUUGGGGCUGAGCAACUCGAAGAAAGCACUCAAGAAAUGAAGAAUACAGCUCCUCCUAAAGUCAGCCCUAACGCUAAAAUUCGACAAUCAUCGAGCAAAUCCCCGACAGUCGUCAUUUCUGCAAAAGCCCCUCCUGUCAUUCACAAUCCAAGGCUCCCAGAUCCACAGAUGUCCAGUGAGCACACUUUCACACGUGCUGAAAUAGAGAAACUUUCAAGACUGAGGUCAAAGUACUCAGGACGUGGAAGUAAAAAACCAGUUCUCGUUGAUCCGGCCCCGCUAACCCCUUCAACUUCUAAAACUCACCCGCUGGAUGGAAUUGUAGCGGAUCCUCCCAAGCCAUCUCAAGAUGUUGAUACAAAUAGAUCGUGCAAUGAAGCAAAGUUCAUCGAAGAUGCUCGAGUUCUUUUCAAAGGAUGGGUAACAGACCGAACACGUCAGCUCCUUCGAUCAGGUGGCCUUUGUUUAUCUGACACAACAAGUUCGGUAAUGAAACAGUUCUUUCGACCCUUCAGUGAUGACGUAACAGAAAUGAAUGAGUUUGUAUUGCCAAGUGUCGACUCGAUUGACGUGCGAAAGAAACGUCUUCACAUUUUCCUGGAGUCUGUUAAGAAACCAUUGGCUGUAUAUCAGCGAGAGCUGGAGUUCUCUUUUUCGGAAUUCAACUGGUUGUAUGUGCUAGCUGCCACAUUCACCUUGGAAGCUAAUACUAUUACGAAUUUCUCCAAUGAUGUGCUCAAGCUCGUUUGCGCUCUGCUGCUCAAAUUGAUUUCUUUGCUGGACACGUCUGUAGAAGACUCUAUAUUCCCCGAAGGCAAAGUGGCGGACAGGUUCGUACGCUCACUAGCUAACCUUGACGUAGAUUUGAAGACUUUCGACAGUAUAAUUUCGGAAAUUCUCGGUGAUGAAAAGAUCUCCGUUUAA